Saprolegnia parasitica CBS 223.65 is the source of this 1299-nucleotide messenger RNA. RefSeq lists its product as hypothetical. NCBI's taxonomy places the organism in Eukaryota, Oomycota, Saprolegniomycetes, Saprolegniales, Saprolegniaceae. Bases 26 to 1240 code for a protein of 404 amino acids. The record is from RefSeq and is a predicted model, not a curated record. The transcript has a single exon.
GCUUGCGUUUCUUCUGCCUGACCUCAUGACGCCUCCUCGCCGACGGGCCGCGUCGCCGGUCACGCUCAAGCUCAUCGUGAUCCUCGGGCUUGGCAUGGUCGUAUGCAUCAUGCUCUUCCUCAACCUGUCCUUUGCCAGCAUGGACAACAAGGCGGCGCCGGCGAGCGGCCAAGCGCUGCACCUCCGCGCGGCCGAACCGACGCCGCCGCCGCACCGCCGCAUCAUCGUGCUCAUCGCCAACUACCGCGACUCGCGCCGGUGCGCCGAGACGCUCGAAUCGCUCUUCACGCGCGCCGCCGUGCCCGAGCGCGUCACCGUGAGCCUCUUUGACCAACUAUACUUGCACGAAGGCGAGGUGCGCUGCUUUGACGCGUACUGCGACAAGGUCGGCGACGCUGCGUGUCGUCGGUCCGAGCGGCUGCGGCGCAACGGGACCAUCGACGCCGACCAAGCCACGGGCCCGACGCUGGGGCGGUACGAGUCGGAGAAGGGCGUCGACUUGGCCCAAGAUGACUUUGUCUUGGCGAUCGACUCGCACACGCUCUUCAUCAAGCACUGGGACACGGACCUGCUCUCGCAAUGGGAUUCGAUUGGCAACAAGCGCGCGAUCAUCACCGUGUACCCGGACGCAACGACCAACAUGCCGCCGGACGGGCAAUUCCGGAAACGCGUGACGCUCAUGUGCCACGCCAAGAUCGAGACCGAAGACAAGGACUCGAUGAUCCAGUACAGCGCGUCGAUCACGGUGCCCGCGCCAGCCAAGCCGCGGCUCAUGUCGCAAUUUGCCGGCGGCUUCAACUUUGGCACGGCGCAGUCGGUGCUUGAAGUCCGCAACGACCCCCACACGCCGUACCUCUUCCACGGCGAAGAGUACUCGAAGGCCGCGCGCCUCUUUACACACGGCUACGACAUGUACAUUCCGGCCCGCGAUAUCGUCUUCCAUUGGUACGAGCCGCGCAAGGUCAUUUGGGAGAAGGACUGGGGCGCCCGCUGGAUCAUCCAGCAAGACUCCAAGCGCCGCAUUCGCAAGGUGCUCGGCCUCUCGACGACGAAGGACGAGCACUUUAGCCAAGAGAUCGAGCGCUUUAGCCUCGGCACGAAGCGGACGAUGGAGCAAUUCAUUCAGUUUUCCAGCAUCGAUCCGUCGGCCGAGUACAAGAACGGCGACGACCUCCAGUUCGACAACUGCCACGAGCUCGAGUACGUGCCCUACGACGGCGACGAGGCCAACUUUGUGUAGUAUCAACUUGAUACAUGUCUUACGUGUACUUGGAAGAGCGAGCUGCAAGCAUAGGACGA